This is a messenger RNA of Elaeis guineensis (African oil palm), 1345 nucleotides long. RefSeq names its product zinc finger CCCH domain-containing protein 39. The record is from RefSeq and is a predicted model, not a curated record. Lineage: Eukaryota; Viridiplantae; Streptophyta; Magnoliopsida; Arecales; Arecaceae. Gene Ontology annotation, molecular function: metal ion binding; mRNA binding.
UCCUCUCUCUCUCUCUCGGUUCGGGUGAGCUGCCGAGACACUAGCCGACAGGAUGCAGCAGGAGCUGGUGACGCACGCCAAUGGCGAACAACUCAGGUCUGCCUUAGGAUCCGCAUCGUUCCGAUCUCCAGAUCAGCGGCUAUCCUCUCCCCCGUACUUCGCCAACAGUGGAGAUUUCUGUUGGCCCUAUACGUCGGUUAUCUCACCGACGGAGGGGACUCCGACUGGCGUGACUCCUCUCCCCGGCUCCGGGUCCGUGUCGCUCACCCCCUCCACUGUCUCCUUCGACGAGGAGGACCCCGCCGCCACUGAGAACCGCCUCUACCUCGCCCGCCUCACCCUCCAGUACCAAGAGAUCGCGGAGCGCUACCAACUGUGCCUCUCCCACCUCCAGGACGCGGCCCAGGAAGCGGAGGCCCUUCGGCAGGAGAACGCGAAACUCCGGAUCGCCAAUGGCGAGCUCGCCAAGCGCCUGAGCCUCCUGUCCGAGAAGCAGAGCCACCGGAUUGCCUCCUUCGCCGCCAGCGGGCACCCCGCACUGUCGAUCGUGGACGAGUUCCGCCGCCUCGGCGUCGGGGACCCACCGGCGGAGACGAGCCCGACGAGCGUUCUGGCGUUCCAGGAGAACCGUUUCGCAAGGCGGGCCGCGGAGAAGCGGGUCCUGAUGCCCAAGAGCAUCUCCGUCAGGUCCAGCGGCUAUCUCAAGCUGAACCAGGCCAUCCCGGCCGCCAACCGCAACGGCCGGCUUCGCGCCUCCAGCCCUGUCAUGGUCGGUUCGCAACGGGUUUACGUGGGCGGAGGGAGCAAGAAGAAGUUGGAAAGAGGUGGAGAGGACGAAGAGGGUGGGGAAGCUCUGGAGCUGGAGGUGUACAACCAAGGGAUGUUCAAGACCGAGCUGUGCAACAAAUGGGAGGAGAACGGAGAGUGCCCCUACGGCGAGCACUGCCAGUUUGCCCACGGCGUCGGCGAGCUCCGCCCCGUUAUCCGCCAUCCCCGCUACAAGACCGAGGUCUGCCGCAUGAUCCUCACCGGUGACACUUGCCCCUACGGCCACCGCUGCCACUUCCGCCACACCCUCUCCCCCUCCGACCGCUUCUUCCUCCAUCCUUCCUAAUAAUUCGUAUGAUCAUCAAAAAUAAUAUUAAACAAAACCAACAAAAUCCCGAAAAUUUCCUCCUUGAUCUCCCCAUGCCAUUAGGGGAAAAAGGACAAGGAAAAAAGAAUAACAACAAUUCAGUAAAUGGUGAGGCCAUGUGAAUAUAUAUCGAGGAGGCCAUUAAUGUGGAUGUAGGUAUAAAGCAAGGGAUUUCCACACAGAACACAAUACUUGGUGGCAAUUUGUUCU